ACAGAGAUGGGCCGGUUUUGAUAUUAAAGAUGUCGCCGUCUUCUUUCCUUUGGGGUCUGGAGAUGUUUGUGUCAUCAUCCUUUACCUUCUCAACUAUAUUGUUUCUUGGGGUGUUCUCGAGAUUCCCUUGUCUUCUGUUGAAUACUACUUUGGUUGGAAUUCCUAGAUAUCAUUCGAGAUUUUCGCAGCUUGAAGCGCGCUGUCCACUUCACCCUUUUUAUUAUAUCAUUCCUUGAGCUUCAGUUCUUGCCUGCCUUGUGGCACUUCUCUUUUCCUUUUUUCAUUCUUGAAAGAGAAUAUUCAUCACCAUGGAGGGAGCAUACUCUUUCAAGCCAGGAGGUCCGCGACCUGCAGCCCGGCCGCUUUCCAGGGUCCUCCGUGUUAUAACUGUGCUUUGCACCAUCUUUACAUUCCUCGCCGUCUUGUUGAUCUUUGUCUCGGGCACUUCUACUCGUGAGGAAAACAACAAGAUUCUGAUCAACAUGUCUGAGCUAUCUCUGGUUGAGUUCAGCGGCAUCAUCACCAAGAGCGGCGGAAACGGCACCGAUGCUUAUGCGGUCAAGAUGUACCAUUUCCCGGCCGGUUUUGGCUGGGAGUAUGCAAACGCAACCAAGAAGGAGCAGACUGGUGGCUUGAUAUACACCGGCGCAGACGACCUCAAGGUACCGGGUGAUUUCCGCAGGGUUGCCGAGAAGCUCGGUCUGCCCAACUCGGACUAUCAGUGCCUCGGCCGUAGCACCGUCGAAUGCACCAACCCCUUCUUCCAGGCUUGGAGGUACAAGGACGGCAACGACCAGUACUCAACCACCGUGCACUGGAUCUUCUGCUUCAUGGUCUUCCUGACCAUCUUCAUCACGCUCGUCAAGGAGCUCUUCAUCAGCUGCGCCAAGAGCACCAUGGGCUGCCACUGUCCCAUUGGCAAGUCGCUCUGCCCGGCUCCCAAGUGCUCCCGCGACCGCCUCAACUACCUGGCGCCCUCGGUCUGGGACAGCUACCGUUGCUACUGGUACACCUUCUCGGCCAGCAUGACCAUCGCCUGCGGCAUCACCUUGACCAUCCGCUCCCACUUCCUGGCCAAGGACCUCAGGGACCGCAAGAUCGCCUCUGCCCAGAUUGGACGCGGCUUCCUCAUCAUCAUGUGGGGUGCCGCCAUCGUCAUGACCAUCGGCGCGCUGCUCAUGUACAUCAGCAGGGCCCUCAACAGGCGUGCCGAGCGCGGCCUGACCUUCCCCUCGCCCGACAAGAGCCCUGCCUUUGCCCCCGUCACGCAGUUCCAGCCCGCCCAUGGCUACCCGCCGCAGCCGCAGGUCCAGACCGUCCAGCAGCCUGUGUACACCCACCAGCCCCAAUGGAAGCAGACGCCUCAGGUGAACGUCCAGUAGGCGUCUCGUAGCAGCUUCAAUAAGCCCCCUAUUUGCAAUUAACUUCUUUGUUCAAGAGAAGUGCGCAACUCGAGGAGAGCCCCGAAUUUGCAGAGGUUCGGCGACUUUUGCAGCAAUCGCCAGAUCUUCUCUUCAUCCUUGACCUGUUUGGCGUUUUGUUGCUUUCUAUUGCAGAAGUUCCUAGGUUGCGCUCAAGGUUGACUCUUUCGUUUGGCGUUAUAGAAUGUUUGGAGAGCGUUGAGUUGUUUGUUGCAGUUUUUGGCCUGGAUGGCGUUUCGCGAUCAUUCUCUAUACCCAACCGGCGGUGCUUUCGUUUUUGUAGCUUUGGUUUAAACAAUUCAAUUGUCGUUUUCAGUGCA
Molecule: messenger RNA, 1741 nt
Organism: Pyricularia oryzae 70-15
Lineage: Eukaryota; Fungi; Ascomycota; Sordariomycetes; Magnaporthales; Pyriculariaceae
Exons: 2
Coding region: 309-1382 (357 amino acids)
Source: RefSeq, a predicted model, not a curated record